Messenger RNA from Schizosaccharomyces osmophilus, 1083 nucleotides. It is a transcript of the gene cwg2, whose product is annotated as geranylgeranyltransferase I beta subunit Cwg2. Gene Ontology annotation, cellular component: CAAX-protein geranylgeranyltransferase complex. NCBI's taxonomy places the organism in Eukaryota, Fungi, Ascomycota, Schizosaccharomycetes, Schizosaccharomycetales, Schizosaccharomycetaceae. Gene Ontology annotation, biological process: protein geranylgeranylation. Gene Ontology annotation, molecular function: CAAX-protein geranylgeranyltransferase activity. The coding region runs from base 1 to 1083 and encodes 360 amino acids. The record is from RefSeq and is a predicted model, not a curated record. The transcript has a single exon.
AUGCAGUUAACCAUAAAAAAACAUGUUGCAUUCUUUCAACGGCAUUUGAUUCUCUUACCGAAUCCGUAUGAGGAACAUGAUUCUGAAAGAAUGGCUUUAGGAUUUUUCUGUCUACUUGGAUUGGACUUACUUAAUGCGUUGGACAAGGUUUCCGAAGAAGACCGAGAUUCGUGGAUUGAGUGGAUUUAUGAUAAUUAUGUUCUAAUUAAUUCCAAUGACUCUAACAAUAAAUACGCCGGAUUUCGCGGAUUCGCUGCGGGAACUACCCUAAUUCCAGUUGAACAGGAGCCUCAACUAGCAGCUACUAGCUUUGCUAUUAGUAAUCUCCUCCUACUGGGCGAUGAUCUUUCUCGAAUUGACAAACAAGCAGUUGAACAAUUUCUUUCCUUAUGCCAAUUGCCAGGCGGUCACUUCAAAAGUACAGCUUCAACAAUGUGUUGCGACCAAGAUAUGCGGCAGUUGUACCUAGCUGCUACAAUAGCUACCCUGCUCAAUAUCUCUUUCCCUCAAACUGAAUUAUCUCUCCAGUACAUUAUAAAAUGUCAGAAUUAUGAAGGAGGAUUUUCCUUGAUUCCUUUUGCUGAGGCUCAUGCAGGUGCAACUUUUUGCGCUUUAGCAUCAUUAAAACUACUUGUUAAUUUCAUAACUAUUCAAAAGCAGUCAAGUUUGGAUAAGGGUUCUGUUUCUAAACCGUACCAAUUUCACGAUUAUAUUCCCGACAAGAAAAAGCUUCUUGUAUGGCUAGUGAAAAGACAGCAGAGUUCUGGUGGAUUUAAUGGAAGAACAAAUAAAGACCAUGACACUUGCUAUUCUUACUGGGUUCAAGGUUCGUUACAAUUAUUAGGGGCAUCUCAAUUUAUUUCUCAUAACGAUGUAAAGAAUUUUCUAUUGUGCCAAACACAACACAAUUUUGGAGGGUUUUCAAAGGUACCGGGAGAAUUUCCGGACAUAUUACAUUCUUCUUUGGGUUUAUACGCAUUGGCAUUCGAUGACGCAGCCAAUCUUCCUAAAGUUGAGCAUGCCAUCUGUCUCCCGACAAGGCGUAUGCCAAACUUCCAACAUGUAAAAAAAAAGACUAUAUAG